AAUAAGAAAUCAGAAUUGCAAGUUGGUUUCUUAACACGACCAAAGAAGCUUUUCAAGGAGGUAAGUUAUUAAGUGUGCACUAUUUACCUUCUCCUCGUUUAUCGCAAAGAAUGGUCGCUACGGAAAACACUUAAAACUGUACAAUCCCACCGAAAAAUGAAAUCAUCAAUUUUUAGCUUACUCUCUCAAAGGGGAAGUGUCUUACCGAUAAUAAAUCAUCUGUAUCGCUUCCUCAACAUGAAUGCUAUAUAGCUUCAAAUCAUGUAAAAAUAAAUUAACAGUGAUUUUAAAGAGGAAAAAAAUGAAAAGUGUUUCAUAGAGAUAGCUACAGCAAUGAGAGCAGAUUACAGCUGUGCAGUUUUUAGCAAGGCUCUUCAUAUUGUAAACUUACAUACAAUAGCAUUUUGGCCAUUAUCAUUUCUGAUCUUUUGAAAAUCUUGUGUGGCAUAUUUACCGAUUAAACUUGCACCCCGUAAAUCAUAAUUUUUCUCAAAACUUCAUGACAAACUAAUAGCACUCCACCAUGUUUAUAUUACCAAUAGAGCACAAUUUAUCAGUUGGAACCACGUUUUACCCUUUAAGUGAACGUGUAGUAACUGAGUUCGCCCAAAGCAAUUUUUAAAGUGGCUAAAAUUCAUUUUAAAAACUUUCAUUUACCCCCAGCACUCUUGAACUCAAUGUAAUAUGCAAAUAUGGCACUUAUGAAACGAGGGUCUCUCUUUUUUUGUCUUUCUAACAAUCAUCGUAAAGUGUUGACUGAUUCGACCCUGACCGAAGAAUUUUGUCGACGUAUACAGUUUUAGAAGUGCCGGAAGAAUGUCAGAAUUUGGCAGAUGCAAGACAGGCUGCAAAAACUAAUCUGUUGUGUGCAAGGGAACUUUUUACAUGCCCGUUAACACUAUUUUUAAGUGGUACUACUUUUCAGACAGCAUGCACUCGUCUAUAAAAGGGGGAGUGGAACUUUCUAAGUUUACAAUUCUAUUGUCUCCAGCUUAAAUAAAAACUGUGGCCACCGCAAGAACCCGACCACGAAACGGUCGUAUUCCUACUCUUCAACUUCCUUAUGUAAAGAAAAAUGUAAAAACGAAGUUCUAGUGAUACAAUUAUGAAAAUACGCCGAAUCAGGAGACCGUCCAGUUCUGUUUUUUGUUUUUCGUAAAGACUCAUUUUUCCAUGCCCAAAAAUGAGUUGUGUGUUGUUUAGUACUUCACGUUCCAUUAGACUACUUACUGAAUGGCUAAUGAUGAAUAUGUAAAUUUCAUUUAACGGAAUGAAGAAAUAAAUGUAAAAAAAAAAAAAAAAAAGAAACAGAAAAAAACAAAACAACAACAAAAACAAAAAAAUAAAAAAAAAAAAAAAAAAAAAAUAAAUAUAUUAUAAAAAUAAAUCAAAAUUACACAAAAAAAAAAAAAAAAAAAAAAAAAAAAAAAAAAAGAGAANCGACAAAAUUGAGGAGUAGGCAUACGCAUGAUAUUAGAGGUAUUAACACUGUUAACACAAGAUUAGUUGCUAGACUGAUUUUAUUGUUUCUUAAGAGACCAAAGCAAAAGUACGAUAUACCCACUGAUGGAUCGAAAUGGAUUUAGGCAAACUAAUCAUCAAUCAUAUCUCGAAGUAAAUACAUGUAGCCGCCACUAGCUGCAGCCAAGCGCGGGAAAACAUGCAGCCAACUUCACCAGCGAAAAAUGCCUGAUUGGUCGAUGUGCGGCCACGUGACAUAGAUCUAAGCAAAGCGAUUAUUUCCUCGACAUGAUUCUGAAAACUUCAUUUCCUGUAGUUUUAAUAAAACUUGAAUUACUGAUAUAAGAUGGCUUAUUCAGUGCUUAUUUACCCCGCGGUUUAUUUAAUUAUAUCUACAAAUGCAAACUCAAACCACUUUACUGAAUAGUUACAGAGUUGUCAUUAAUUUCCGCAAUAAAAAUGAGUAAGAGAAAUUAGAAUUGCUUCAAUUACUCCAAAAUGAAAGGCAGGAGAUUAGUGUUUAAUUUCUCAACCGUUUACAUACUUCGGAAUAUCAGAAAGGUUUUAUUUUGUCCAAGGCUAAAAGCUCCAAUAAAAUAGAUUAGCACGCGUCAUAACCUGGAGCGACUUUAAGUAAACUUCAUUUAGGAUAUCGUUGUUUUGAAGAAAACACUUGCGGGGGUUUCAACGAAACACUCUUUCUCGGACUAAUGGGGGAAAUAUGGGUGUUCUGGUGCGCUCCUGCAGAAACGAAUCUGAUUCCGAAUACUGAUACUGAUAACAGGUGAGCCAUUUUGCUUUCUAACAUCAUUUUUUGAUUAUCCUAGUGGAUGCAUUGCUGUUUGUCGCCGCUUAAAGAGUUGUUUGGAAGUUACAAAUGAUUCUACCUAUGCCCUUCCUCAUUAUUUUCGUCUUAACGCUGGUUUUCACUAGCGACGGAGCCGGAGAUAUGAUGUUAGCGGAGUCAUAAGAGCGCUUAAUAUAUCUCAUGCAGUUAGUACGCGCACCAUGAUUGGUUAGUUUAGCAGGCCGUAUUUCACUGUACGGUCAGUGCGCAUUUUUUUUUAUCCUGGAUAUAAGCCCCCGUUCAUAAGCCCUGUUAAAACACCUUGCUAAUAUGUAAAAGCCCAGCGCUUAGAAGCGGCAGUUUUGGUAUCGAAAUUUGCCUAGUAUUUCGCAUUUACUAUUUGAAAGACUUAAAAAUUCACAAGAGUACAGUCAAACCUCUUUAAUACGGUCACCAAAGGGACAGAAUUAAGUCUCCAUUUUACAGAGGUGCCCGUAUUAUAGAGGUAGGAAAUGUAUGAUUUUUGGCACUUCUGGGACCAAACGAACUGUCCGCAAUAGAGAGGUGUCCGUUUUAUAGAGGUUUUCGUAAGGAGAGGUUAGACUGUAGCUUAUACAGCAAAAGCCGUGAACUACGUUUUACAAAUUCAGUAAUUAAAAAAAGUGAUGAUCGUACAAGGAUUGGUGUAAAUCAAAGAUAUUUCAACAUACUACAACCGCAAUUUCACUUAAUACUGACAUAAAUGGUAGUUCGACAUCUAAAAACUUUUUAACGAAGCGCUUUUUGCCGACCGAUAUGGCGAGCACAAAAAUUAACAUAACCGAAAUAAUCAGUAGGCUUCUACGCGACUAAAGUGGUCAGAAAGCCCUUUGAGCUUAACUCAGAGCAACUCUUAGUGGCUCGUUGCAUUUAUAAGUAAACUGUGAGCACCUUUUUGCUAGAGCAACUCUGAUUAUCCGAUAAGCAGCUUGGAGCAAUGCUGAGUAAACAGGUGGCUGAACACAGUUUUGGCAGUUUGUUGAGUAUAUCUCAUUUGCCAAAUCAUGGCAAGAGAACGGAUGCAGCUCACAAGCUGAAACUUGGCAAGUGAAAAAUAUACUGAUGAAAGAUUUUGAUUGACAGGUAAAAUGUGACGUUUUCAUAGUUUCCAUGGCAACAUGAACAAUUGAAUACAACCUUAAAAUUUCACUUUCUUCAUGACAACGUUUUAUAAUUCAAUGCUAUAAUUUGUUGUGCAAAGAAACCACGUGCUUUGAUCGUCGUGGAUAUUGAAUGAGUGCAAAUUCUCAUGCAAAAUUGUGAAAAACUGCAGAAUUAUAGGUUUAAAUAGGGCAAAAAAGAACAAAUUCUGUCCGAGGUCUGUAUGAUAAAAAAGGGCCUCAGAGUACUGUUUACCUGAGACGUGAUGAGAAAAAGUAUGUUUAAAAGGCUGGUUUACACGCCACCAGAUUCGUCUCCAAGAUUUACUAGUAAACUAAACUUGUCGAACACAAAAAAUCCGGCCUGUUUUUUUAUUUUGGCCUCUCUUUUAGACCGAGGAAUGCAACGUGCAAAUUGGCUGCCACCAAGGACUAUCGUGGCGCGUGUGUUUCUUAAAAUUUUAUUUCGGGGUUGUCCAAUUAUCCAUAGUCUCUCAAACGGAGCAAUGUUGGAGAGACUGGUGAAUGCCACAUUAUGAUGCCACAGCUGAUGCAAAUACAAUACACGAAUAGGUCUAUUUGUUUUCCAGGCUUAAUCUACUGUGAUCGAACAUGAUUGCUAUUUUUGGGUGUACAAAUAAGACUAUUUAAUAACUCGAUGUAAAAUUUGUUUCACUCUUGGACUGUCAAAUUAUUUUUCUCUAAAAUCACCUAGCCUUUUGCCUCAAAAGUCAAAUGAAUGUGCCCUGAUCUGUGGAUUACAAGUUUAUUGUUUGAUGUAAAUUAUGAAUUUAUUAACGGCAGCUUAGCUUUUAGCCCUGGCUAAAUCUAUAUAUUAGCGUCAUCAGAUAGUGAUGAGCAUAUGUUAAGGAGGCAAAAAGUGUAAACAAAGAUUCGCCUAUACGGUCACUUUCUAUGGCCCCUUCAGUGUCCGUAUUAACGGGGUUUGCCUAUACUUAUUUUUUUUAUUUAGUUACUAUUAUUUUCUUGGACGCCUAAACCCAUACUUCGCCGAGAAGGUGGCCUAUACAACAACAGAAAAACUUUAUCUUUAGCGCCUACACUUUUUAUAGUAAUAGCUUAUGUUUUUGGUAGGUUAGCACUUUUUGGGUAGCGGUCUAUAACAUAAUUACUAUUCAUUCAAAAUAUUUCGCUAUUUCCGAUUGGCUCAAAUUCCCCAGCUAAUUCUUCAUAACCAGACGGCGUUGACCAAAUUUGGAAGAUGCGAGGAAUAUACCGUCGAUUGGGUGGUAUAUUUGCUGGGAAACGAGGUUGAUCUACGGUCUAUUUCCUUGGAAACGAAGCUGCUUGGGCCAAAGACGAAAUAGGUGAAAUCUGACCAAAAUGCAGGAAUGCGCAAAACAUAUUGCUCGAUUAAUGUUAUCUACUUUUUGAGGAAUAUCUGCAAGGAAAAGACUUCUGUUCAUUGUAUAGAGAAACCGUGAAAAACGAAAUAGGCAAAAGUUUGAAAAAAGUCUACGAGGAAGUAAUCUUGUUAAAAGCUUAGAAAUAUUUUGAAUGAAUAAUGAAACAAUUAUUGAAUUCAGCUUUCGAAUGAUAUGAAGAAUUAUGCUGAUCUCACAUCAUACUCACCCUCGCUCAACAACUGUUAAACGCCAUCCGAACGGUGGCUCCACGCCAUCCACCGGACCUAGUCAACCGCAUUUUCAUAUACCGUACUGUGUUCCGCUUGAUAUCUGUAAAGAUAUCUGGUAGAAAUAGGCAGAUACGAUCAAACUACGAAGGAUAAUAGGCAUUGCCCUUUUUGUGGAUGCAAUUUAAUGGAAGACGAAGUUCACUUUCUUUUUCAAUGCCCUACAUACUCUAUGAUUUGGAAUGAAUUUUACUAUAAAGUCAAGACUCUGAUUCCAAAUAUUACCCAGUUAGCUAUAAACGGUUUGAUCAAUGAACUGAUGAACUCUUCUAAUUACUUUAUCAAUAUACAAUUCAUAAAAUGUAUUUCAGCUUGUUUUGAUGUUCGUGACAAAUUAUUAUCAAAGUAACGUAAUUGCCCUGUGUUGUAAUUUUGAUUCAUAAAAAUAGCUUUUGCAAUACUGUAUGUGCUUGUAUGGUCAUGCAAAUAAAGCUCGUUGUUCACAGUUGUUGUAAAGUAAUCUCUAAUGACUAACAAAGCAAAACUUCAACAUAGAUAUAGCUGUCCAGAUUUGAAGGAUUUAUAAGGUCUUAUAACAUUCACUGUCGAUGGAAUACAAAAUAAGAUCAGUUUCUCAGUGUCUAUUUUUAACGAAGAUACUUAGGCUUUACCAAUGUAUUCGGGAGACUGAAAAUACCACAAGUUAUUCCAAGAAUUUUAUCACCAAAUACAUACAUAAUAGGGCCUUUAUCCAAAAAAGGAUCUGAUUAAAGAGAAAAAUAAAAAUUAAGAGAAAAAUUCAUAAAAGUUAGUUGAAAAACUUACUACGUACUAACUACUCCCUUAUACAUUUCUCUCACAAUUAUGCAUGUCAUGUAGGCGGUGAAAAUAAAACGAAGAAUUUAAGACGGACUCCACCAGAAAAUUGAGUAAUUUAAAUUUUCAGUGGACAAAAAACUUGUAACAGAAUAAUUUAAACCAUAUUGCAUUCUGUUUUACACUAUUCAAGGUUUGUAGAUAUAAUGAGUUAUCUUUAAUAACACCAAGCACAAUUUCUUAUGGGAGCCCGAGAAAAUAAAUUUCAAAUUUCACAGGAAUAAUGCAUGUUAUGUAGGUGGGGAAAAAUAAAAGGAAGAAAUUUAAAUUGCCUUUGGACUUAACACUAAAAUAGCCCAUCAUGUAUAAUGAAUUCACUAAGUUUUAUCUAUCCAUCAAAUUAAUGAGGGAGAAGUUUGGGAGUGAAAAUGGUUGAUUGAUCCCGUACUGACCCGAAGUAUUGGAACAGCAAUUUAUUAUAAAGGUUAUCACGAGGAGGGAACGUAAGAAAAGACGUUUUUGAGCGACGCACGUCAACUGAGAGCGGGCUUCUUGCAUCCUUGGGCACUGGUUUUAGCUAAACUCUCGGCAAUUCUUCUUUAUAAGAGAAAGGACACUCAGCAGUACAAUUUUGGUAGCGUUUAGGCAUUUUAAAUGUGAGAAGGGUUCACUUCCGGUUGACGUACGUCGCUCAAAAACGUAUUUGUUUAAGUUUCCUAAUGUUAUUGGUUGUGGGCGCUGUAUCCAGUCUUACUACUAGUAUUGUGUGUGUAAUAGAUCUAUGUUCAUUUUAUUUUAUUGAUUACCUCCAACGUGUUUCCUUCCCGAUUAAAAACAAGUCGUACACUGCAAAGUGUUUCAACCCACAUUCAAAAUUUAACAAUGAAAAUGAGAAAAAAAGUAUAAUGCAUGAUAUAAAUUCAAUUUAUUACAAAUAACUUACACCGUGGUAAAAAAACUCUGACUUUUAAAGCUGGGGAUAACAGAACUUGUGAGCACCCUUCCGAGAUUUUUCUCUCGAAAAUAUCUUACUUUAAUUGUGCUGUAAUAUAAUACAACGUGGUUCUAAAUUUCGGGUCUAAGGAUGGAAUCCUAGCAAGUGACCAUUCACAUAAAAAAGUUAUACUGCGCAUGAGCAGUGCUUUUCUGUUGUACUGUUUAUCAUGCUGUGCAAAGUGGUUCUAACUUUUGAGUCUGUGGGUGAAAUCCUAAAGUUUGACCAUUCAAACGAAAGCUACUGAGCAGUACUUUUCAGUGGUACUGUUUAUUAUGUUGUACAAGGUGGUUCUAACUUUUGAGUCUGUGGUCAUUCAAAAGAAAGCUACUAAGGUGUACUUUCCUGUGGUACUCUUUAUUAUGCCGAACAAGAUUUAAAGGGACAGGUUCACGGUUACGCGCAUGCUCGUUUAUUAAAAUGCUUUUUUCCUGCGGAGACAUGCUGUAUCGCCCAUGCAAACAAUAUGAACAUGUCAAAAUGAUGUCAAAGAACCAAUCUGCACGUACACUCUCCUGGCAGUACUUAAUCAACUUAUGUGCAAAUAACUGUAAAUUAAUCAACUAUGCAAUAAAACCUUCGGGUCAACAAUAAAUUCAACGUUGGUAGUGUUGGCAUAAUCCACUAAUAUUUUCUGCGAUUUUAGCACUCCUCCAUCCUACUUCAGAUUUCUCUGAAAUACACUUCUACUUUGAAAUACACUCUGAGAUCGCUGAGAUACAUGUGAGUGGAAUUAUUAACCGAUAUAAUUAAUAAUAAAUGGAAAAAAGUAAUUUAAUUAAUGAGCAUGCGCUUAACCGAGAACCUGUCCCUUUAAGUUUCUCACUUUGAAGUCUGUGGGUAAAAUCCUGAAUACGACCAUUCAAAUGAACGCUACUGAGGAGACUGUGGCUGUGGUGCUGUUUACUAUACUGUAAAACUAUUUAACGUGAUUCUAACUUAAUGCGACUCUGAAUUAAACCGCAAAGCAUAACUAUUGUCGAAAUAUUGAAGCGCUGAGAAGUAAACUUCUUGCGGUACUGUUUGUUACCUUUGAUAAGUGGGGGUUGGCAAUUUGCCGCAAAUUUGCCGGUUAGAGAGCCGUCUAGAAUGUCACUUGCUAGGCACAAUAAAAGCCAGUUUUCAGUUCGUCUAGUUGGCUCUCCUCACUUUAGGGGUGCGGAUUCCAGCAGGCGGGUCAGUGACCUAGAAUGUGAACGUUCAAAUAAACUUUUCUUGUAAAUUCGAAACUCGACCAGCAAGAAAAGAAGUAAUUAAAAGGGAAAAAUCGCGAAGAAAAUGCAAAUGUAACAGGAAAAGUAUAUUUGCCCACUGGGCAAGCAGGUGUGAAAUGCAAUUUGUAUUAAUGACUGAAAGUUUGUCUUCCGUUUUCCAAACGUGUCAUAAAUGUUGCCGAAUACUUUAACUUUGAGUGAAGUCCUAAAUAUUCUUCAAACAAUUUCCAUAAUUAUGAUUCGAAUCACCUUAUCUAAUUCUUUCUUCAGAUGUCGCAGCGCAUUGUAAAGAGGAGGACGUAAAGAGAAUAUCACAGACUAUUUUGAACAUGGAAAACUUGGUCUCGAGUACAGGUAAUUCUUCUUUUGAAACGUCACUCUCGCCAACCAAUGCUUCAUUGCUGAAACCAAGUCGACCAUCAGUGGCCAACAAGUACCGCCAUACAGCAGAGGAAACGCUUAUUUUUGUGUUUAUCUACACUCUUCUCGCGCUGUUGGUGAUACUGAGCAACUCACUGAUCGUUAUAGCCUUUAAACGCAACAAUAAGCUCCGCACUACGACCAACAUGUUUUUCGCGAGCCUGGCAAUCUCAGAUUUUCUAGUUGGCGCUAUCUCUAUACCAUCCUGGAUGUAUUUCCUGAUCUACGACCUGAACAAUUCUUUCCCAAGUGCGGCAAACAUGCGGUUUCGUCGGGUCUACACGUUCUUCGAUGUGUUCAGCGCACUUACAUCAAUUGCCCACCUUACAGUCAUAAGCGUGGAGCGAAACAUUGCUAUUUCAAAACCUUUGCGACACCGUGUCAUUCCAAAAUGUUAUUACCAGUGUGUUCUUGUUGCAGCUUGGAUAUACGGGAUGAUCGUAGCGGGCAUCUUUAUUACAGAUUUCAAAUCAGAUUCAUGGUCGAGAUACCGAGGGUUGCUAACCACAACAGCUGGCUUCAUUGUUCCACUAGUAAUCAUAAUUUCCAUGUACGCUAACAUUUACAAAAACGUGAAACUGUUCAACAUUCGUCGACGAUCGUAUUCUGUCAGCUCCAUCCAGAAAAAAGUUCAAAAUGAACGAGCAAAGGCGAACACUGUUCUGAUUGUCACCAGUUUAUUUCUGCUGUCUUGGCUGCCAUUUUUCACGCUUUCGGUGCUAUUCAUCUUCUGCCCCGCUCUGAAAUGCGUUCCUAGAGGAAUGAGCGUUUUGUAUCUUGUCGACUUUGCAAAGAUUCUUCACUACGGCAACAGUGCCAUGAAUCCAGUAGUGUACACCUUUCGCAGUUCAGAAAUGAGAAUGACGCUGAUACGGAUCGUCGCUCCAUGUCACUUUCAGACGCCUGUCAACUCCGUGCAACGGGUCAUUCCUCCAGCCGCCCUCAGAAUUCCUUUUGAAACCGCGAAUGGGCGUCAUUCCUUAUCACCAUCAAUUUACAAGGAGGUCAAACGCCAGGAUCAUUACCUGUGA
Molecule: messenger RNA, 9456 nt
Organism: Porites evermanni
Lineage: Eukaryota; Metazoa; Cnidaria; Anthozoa; Scleractinia; Poritidae
Source: the annotation of a GenBank genome assembly